ACUUUCGGUAUGUAAAUGAAUACAGAACGAACAACUUUCAGAUGGCGUCGUCUAAAAAUUAAUUUUUUGUCGGUAUUGGUUUCCAAAAACGUCAAACAUAAAGAUAAUAGUUUGAAUUGAAUUGGUAAUUAGAGUUAACUAUAAAAUGUAAACUAUAAGACGUCUGUUCGAACUAUCACCUUUGUAUUGUACGAAUUUAGUAUAUUCAUUUGAAUUUUUUAUACUGAAAAGUAGAUUUUUUAUCAUGCACUGUAUUCGUGAUACGUCGAUUAAUCUAGCACGUUUCCUGUGUCUACAACUACAAAACUAUUUCUCCCUUAUGAUCUCGGGGUCAACUAUAUUGUUUGUAUAUUUCAUCGUAUAUGGCUAUUACACAAAUUUAGGUUAUAUCUAUAAACUGGUUUAUCUAUUUUUGCGAAUUACUAAUUUAUUUUACUGUGAUAGUGAUUUUGUUUUCGAAAUAUGUGUUCAUUAAUUAAAAGUAGUGAGUUUAAAUGUCAGGUUCCAGCCCGAUUGGUAUUGUAUCUAUUAUCAUGGUCCGGCUUCUUGGUUUCAUUUAUGAUGAGAAACGACAUAAACAUAGCCAUCGUGGCUAUGGUAAACGAACCAGUAAGAACUAAUACAACUUCAUCUAACGAGUAUUGCUAUUCAGUAGAGGAAUCUAGUGACAAUAUUGCGCCAGUGGAGUACGGUGGCACACUUCAAUGGCCUAGUAAAGUACAAAGUUAUAUUUUGGCCUCGUUUUAUUGGGCCUAUAUUAUAUCCCAAAUAGUUGGCGGCUUGGCAACUCAAAAAUUGGGAACUAAACGGGUAUUCGGUUAUGCCCAAUUGGCGACAGCUUUUUGCAGUAUUUGUAUACCUUGGGCGAGUGAGACUCAUUUCGGUUUGGUGAUAAGUUUGCGAUUCAUACAAGGAUUUGCAUCGGGUUUAACUUGGCCUGCUAUGUAUGCCCUUGUGGGGCAUUGGAUACCAGUUCCAGAACGAAGUAGGUUUAUGUCUAGUUUUCAAGGUUUCAGUAUUGGUAUUGGAAUAACUUAUCCCCUGUGCGGAUUUCUCAUCGCCCAUCUAGGUUGGCGCUCAGUAUUCUAUACAACAGGCUCAAUAGGCAUCAUUUGGUGUCUCAUUUGGUACUUGCUGGCAUUCGACAGUCCAGAAAUACAUCCUCGAAUAAGUUUAAGAGAACAACAGUAUAUUAAAGAAAAUACUAACAAUACAUACGAAAAUUCCAGGACGCAGGUAGUACCCUGGAAGAAAAUUUUAACGUCUCCAGCAGCUUGGUCGAUUGGCAUCACUAAUUUCGGCAGGAUUUGGGUACAUUAUAUUUUUAUAGUGUCCGGACCGACUUACAUGAAAAGUAUACUUGGAUUUAGUAUUGAAAAGAACGGUUUGCUAUCGGGAGCACCAUUCAUUUGCAGUUAUGUAGCAUCAGUAUUUUUCUGUUAUAUAGCAGACAAACUCAUUACCAAAAAUUACAUGUCCUUGACGAACGUACGCAAACUUAUGACAGCCUUAUCUCAAAUAGUACCUGGAAUUUUGGUAGUCGUCAUCAGUUAUAUAGGUUGUGACAUCAACUUGAUUCUCGUUGUUUGGUUCCUAGCUGUCACUCUUGUUACAGCUUCGUAUGCCGGAGCUAUGGCCAACGUUGUAGAUAUAGCUCCAAAUUUCGCAGGACCGGUACUAGCUUUUGCUCAAACGAUACACAUGAGCGCAAGUUUUAUUAGUCCCCUCGUAACGUUUCACAUGUUGGAAGGUCAAGAACAGAACAUGUCGGCUUGGAGGAACGUUUUUUACGUUUCCUGUUUUGUAACUGUUGUUACGUAUAUUUCUUUCCAAAUAUGCGGUACUGGAGAUGUUCAGUCUUGGAACUAUGACGGUCUCCCGAUAACCACUCCGGAACAAGAGGAAUUGAUGAAUGGAAAAUCGCCCGAAAAGAAACCCACCGUUGUUAAAGAUGACCCAAAUGAAAUUCAAGCGUAAAUACUUUAUUUAUAGAUUAUAUAUGAAUAAAAUAGAUAUAUACUAAUAUAUACAAAAUUAUUAAUCAAAUAAUACACAGUUUUAGAAAAAAGUUUCUUCAAUUAAAAAUCGAAUAUUCUA
Diorhabda sublineata is the source of this 2097-nucleotide messenger RNA. It is a transcript of the gene MFS17, whose product is annotated as sialin. Gene Ontology annotation, molecular function: transmembrane transporter activity. Bases 463 to 1977 code for a protein of 504 amino acids. The transcript has 9 exons. The record is from RefSeq and is a predicted model, not a curated record. Gene Ontology annotation, biological process: monoatomic anion transport; transmembrane transport. Gene Ontology annotation, cellular component: plasma membrane. NCBI's taxonomy places the organism in Eukaryota, Metazoa, Arthropoda, Insecta, Coleoptera, Chrysomelidae.